Molecule: messenger RNA, 835 nt
Organism: Paramisgurnus dabryanus
Lineage: Eukaryota; Metazoa; Chordata; Actinopteri; Cypriniformes; Cobitidae
Product: apolipoprotein D-like
Biological process (GO): response to reactive oxygen species; lipid metabolic process
Cellular component (GO): cytoplasm
Molecular function (GO): pigment binding
Source: RefSeq, a predicted model, not a curated record
CAAGUUUUCCCCAAGUGUGUUAUGGGGGCGGAGUUCUGUGACAUCAUGAAUAGAUGGUCAUGCUUUAUAAAUACCAGACUUUGCCGUUGUUCAUUUUUACCUUACCUUUUACUCCCAAGGCCAAACAGGUGUAAUAAAAAAAAUGAAGACUAUACAUGUUGUGUCUCUUACUCUACUGCAUGUGCUGGCAGUCAAUGCUCAGAACAACGGCCCACUGGAAUGCCCAAAGCCUGCGGUUCAGCAAGACUUUGACCCUACAAGGUAUAUGGGCAGAUGGUACGAGAUCAUGAAGAUACAAAGUCAGUUUCAGUUCGGAGAAUGCUGUCAGGCUACUUAUGCUCUGAGCAAUGGUAUUAUUCUGGUGCGAAAUGAUGAGCUUCUUGCCAAUGGCACCAUCAGCUUCAUUGAGGGCACUGCCAAGAUCACAGAUCCAUCAGAACCUGCUAAACUUCAGGUCAGCUUCUUUAAGGGUGCCCCUCCUUCUCCCUACUGGGUCCUGGCUACAGACUAUGACAACUAUGCCCUGGUUUAUUCUUGUACUGAAAACUGGGAUCUGAGGCACGAUGUAUACGCUUGGAUCAUGAGCAGGGAACGCACACUUCCCAAAGAGACCCUCUCUGAGCUGCUAGGCAUUCUUAAAGCUAUUAAUCUCCCUAGUUUUUUGUUCGACAAGACUGACCAAAGUCCAGAGCUGUGCAGCAACAUGCCUUAAUUUAGCUGAAGAUGUGUUGAACUGUAUGAAAAGCUAGAUCAAUGUCUCAGACCUGUGCCUGUCAGAGGUCUUUUGCAUGAGAACGUUAAUAAAUCUGCAGAAUAAAACUGAACUGAAUGCCCA